Messenger RNA from Paramecium sonneborni, 1805 nucleotides. NCBI's taxonomy places the organism in Eukaryota, Ciliophora, Oligohymenophorea, Peniculida, Parameciidae. The record is from the annotation of a GenBank genome assembly.
AUGACUUAAAAAUUUACAAAGGAACAAUAAUUAUUAAUUGAAGAAAUCAUUAAUAAAGGUUAUAAUCAAGAAGAUUUUGAGUAAUUCGUACUUUAGAAAGAACCUGAAAAAGGUAUGAAAUAUAUUAUACUUAGGAUAUGAUUUAAGUGAAUGGACUUAUGACGAAUUAUUUCGAAUCAUUUAACUUUAUUAACAAGAAAGUAAAUUUUAGUAUAUAAAUGAAGAAUAAGACUCAUACUAAGUUUUAACUCCAGUAAAUGAGCCUGAAUCACCAGAUAUUUAAAGCACAUAUUAAAUUAUUGACAAGGAAGUAUAUGCUUAAAAUUAAAAAUAAGACUCAAUUAAACUUGUAUAUGAUAUCUAUUAUUAGACAAUUAGAAUGAAAAAAUGCAUGUUUUACCAUAUGAGAAAACUAUCAAAUGCAAAUAAUUGUAUUUUUUUAUUGAUGAAAAUGUUGAAUUAUAAUUUGAAAUCAGCGCGUAAUUUUUAAAGUUUCAUUUAAGACCUAUUGAAGAAAGAGGUGGAAUUUUAGACUUUUUCUAAAAAACUAUUGUAUUUCCUAUAUAAGUCAACCCUAUGCAAUGGAAAAUUAAAAGAACUCUAUAAGAUUUUGGUCAAUUAAGAAAUAUACUAUGUGCAGCCUUUCCUGAAUUAAUAGUAUUUAAUUAUAUAAUUAGAUACCUUCAUUUCCAUAUAAAGACAUAGAUGAUUAUGAUAUUAUUAUGAAGGAGUAGUAGAAUAUUUUAAAAGUCUUAACUGUAUUUAUUUAUAUUUAAAAAUAUUAGAUAUUUCUAUAAAUUUACAACAAAAAACCAAUCAUAAGAACUGUUGCUGCUAGUUUACAUUUUCUUAGUGAAACAAAUCCAAAACAAUUUUAAUCAAAAUUUUAUAAUGAGUAAACUCUAAUAAAAUAAUUUAAUCUCAAUCAAAAAUAAUCAAAGACAGGAACACUAUCCGUUUAAUUUAAUUAAGAUUAAUAUUAAAAAUAUAAAGAUUAUUAAACAUAUCUAAAUGCAGAAUAAGCAAACUAUGAAAUUAUUUAAAAACAUUUAGAAUAAUUUGCUGAAUUUACUUAUAAAGGAUAAUAAAGUUUAGGAUUUUCAAUUGAAAUGAUUCAUUAAUUAUGCAUUUCCCUUCCUUAAUACUUUGAGGCAUAAGAAUUUGGAAAAGCUUUGAGUAUGAUAAAGUCUCAUUUUGUAAAAAUACUUUGUUAAUUAUUAUUAGUAAACCUAAAAAGAUUUUAUCUUAAGAUCUACUAAAUAGAUAAUGGAUGUUUUAUUGAUUACUCUCCUAAAAUUUAAAAACUCUAGAUAACAACUUUUUGAAUUAAAAUCCAAUCUCAAUGAGACAUUAUAAAAUUUUUCUAAUGAAUUCUUUCUCUUAGAAAAAAGAAAAGAAGAACUUUUUACAUUAAGUAAAAUUUUAAUAUAUGUAAGAGGAUUUGUAAAAAUGGGGUUUAAAUUAAGAACUACAAUCUAAAAUAGAUAUAAGCAAAUGUUUUACAGAUAUUAAAUAUGCUAAAGAAAUAAUGUUGCCUAAAGAAACCUUUUACGUUAAUGAAAAAAAGGAUUAAUAUGUUUAUAUGUUAAACCAUUUUAAUGAAUAGUUUGAUUAAUAAUUUUUAAUCGAAACAGAUAAGCUACUUAGUGAAAUUCAUUUUUAUCUGGAUAAUAUGCGAUAUUACACAAAUAACCAAGUAAAUAUUAAUUUUUAAAUAAACUUAGUUGUAAAAUUGGGAUUUUCUCAUUUAAGAAUAUGAAGAGUAUAAAUUUCAAUAUAGUUAAAAUUUGAGUGUUAAUGCAUGA